GGAAGACCUUAAAAACCUAGCAAACCCCACAUCCCUCCCUCUCGCCCUCAUCCCCCAUCCCCCAUCCCCCAUCCGCUGCCCGUCGUCGGCGUUAGGAUGGACAACCGACGGCCACCCCGGACGGUCAGCGACCCCAAGGUCCGGCAAGUGGGCUUCGUCACCCCUGGCGCCGCCCCGCCCGCCCGCUACCUCUCCGAAGCCCCCACCGCCGCGGCUGCCUCUUCCCCUCCCUCCGGAGACAUCGGCCCCCCUGCUAUCUCCACCUCCCCGGUCAUGAUCCCCCCGCCACGCCACUCCCCCUCCGCUCCCCUCGCCGUCCCCAACCCCGCCCGCCGCGACAGCCUUCAGAUCCAGGUCGGCGGAUAUAACCCGCCGGAAGUCCUCCUUGAGUCGCCCCCCUUGACGUCGCCGUCCAGCCGGAUGGACGACGCGGUCUCCCAGUUCUCCGAGGAUCCUUCUAUGUCUCCAUGUAAUGGUCGGAGUGAGGCGGCAAAGGUUGCGUCUUCCUUCCCUGGGAGUAGCGGUGAAAUGAUGGUGACGAAGGCUGGUAUUGUUGGUGGCGGCAGCAAUACUCCGAAGAGCUCGUGGACGACUGCAUCGGUGGCGAAGACACGGCCCGGUAUUUCAGAAAAAGAAAGAGGAGCUGUUGUGGGGAUGCAAAAUGAUGGGGCAGGGGUAUCAAAGACACUCAAGGAGAAAACAACAAAAGCUGAGAGGCGUGCCCUCCAAGAGGCCCAACGUUCUGCAAAAGCUGCAGCAAAGGAAUCUGGUGCUGGAGUCAAGCUUUCAGCUGCACCAGGAGGUGCAGUUCCUGCAAACACAAAGCAGGGUAAAGUUGUCAAGCCUCCUGCACAAAAGAAAGAUGGGCCUCAAGUUGCAAAUCCAUCUGUAUCUUCCGAAAAGAAGGUCGUUGAUCGACCUCCUGAAAAGGAUCGGAAGAAGGACGUUCCUCCUCCACGUAUGCAAUUUGAUGAUAUCCAUAGGGUUGAAAAGGCAAAACGACGUGCAGUGGUUUAUCAAUUUGAAGCUAAAAACAGAGUUGAAUUGUUCCGGCAUUUACCUCAAUAUAUACAUGGAACUCAGCUUCCAGAUCUUGAAACAAAGUUCUUUCAACUUGAUCCAAUGCAUCCUUCUGUUUACAAGGUUGGACUUCAGUACUUGUCUGGUAAUAUAUCAGGUGGCAAUGCUCGUUGUAUUGCAAUGCUUCUUGCAUUCCGAGAGGCAAUCCGAGAUUACUCUACACCCCCUGAAAAGGCACUUGUUCGAGAUUUGACUGCAAAAAUAAGUAGUUAUGUGUCAUUUCUAAUUGAGUGUAGACCUCUUUCAAUUAGCAUGGGAAAUGCUAUCAGGUUUUUAAAAAAUAGAAUUGCUAAAUUACCAGAUACAAUGCCGGAAUCAGAAGUGAAAUCUAGUCUUCAAUCUGACAUUGAUCGUUUCAUAAAUGAGAAAAUAGUGAUUGCUGAUAAGGUUAUAAUUAGGCAUGCUGUUACCAAGAUCAGAGAUGGGGAUGUUCUCCUAACAUAUGGAUUAUCUUGUGUUGUUGAGAUGCUAUUAGUAUACGCCCACGAGGUUGGGAAACAGUUCCGUGUUGUUAUAGUUGAUUCUCGCCCAAAGCUUGAAGGGCAGGUAUUGCUCCAUAGAUUGGUGGCCAAGGGCAUUAACUGCACAUACACACAUGUAAAUGCAAUUUCAUACAUCAUGCAUGAAGUCACACUGGUUUUUCUAGGAGCUGCAUCAGUGCUGUCCAAUGGAACUGUUUACUCAAGAGUUGGUACAGCUUGUGUAGCUAUGGUUGCAAAUGCUUUCCGGGUUCCCGUUCUAAUAUGCUGUGAGGCUUAUAAGUUUCAUGAAAGGGUACAACUUGAUUCUAUAUGUUCAAACGAGCUAGGUGAUCCAGAUGUCAUUUCAAAAGUUCCUGGACGGAAAGAUUUAAACCAUCUGGAUAAUCGGGCUGACAUUGAGAAUCUGCAGCUUUUAAAUCUUACUUAUGAUGCAACACCUUCUGAUUUUGUGUCAAUGAUUAUCACGGAUUAUGGGAUGCUCCCACCUUCCAGUGUGCCAGUCAUCGUGCGAGAAUACCGCAGGGAGAACUUAUGGAUUUAGAGGCCUCCUCAUUCCAAUUGCCAAUGCAGAUCGAACAGAGACUCCGCAAAGAUCUGCAAAAGCAUUAUUAUUGUUCAAGCAGGACCACCUGUUGCAGUAAAAUAGCGACAAAGUGUUUGGUGUGUUUGCAGCUAGUGUCCUCUUUAAGUACUGCAAUAGCUUUUUCCUGCUAUAUAAUGGCCAUAGUCAAUCUAAUUUACAGAUCCAUCUUAAUCUUCAUAGCUGAGAAUCCGACUGCAGCAUAUUGAUCAAUUAUUGGGGUUUCAGUAGUC
Musa acuminata AAA Group (dessert banana) is the source of this 2375-nucleotide messenger RNA. RefSeq lists its product as uncharacterized. The record is from RefSeq and is a predicted model, not a curated record. The coding region runs from base 97 to 2103 and encodes 668 amino acids. The transcript is spliced from 8 exons. NCBI's taxonomy places the organism in Eukaryota, Viridiplantae, Streptophyta, Magnoliopsida, Zingiberales, Musaceae.